Messenger RNA from Penicillium olsonii, 3186 nucleotides. NCBI's taxonomy places the organism in Eukaryota, Fungi, Ascomycota, Eurotiomycetes, Eurotiales, Aspergillaceae. The record is from the annotation of a GenBank genome assembly.
AUGUUCAACCCGCCGGGGAUGAUGGUGAUAUGGGCCAUCCUGUCAUUAUGGUUGACCCUCGCCCACGCCAUGGGAGACAGCCGAGUCCACGAACUCAGACAAGAAACUGAGCGCAUGUUCUUCCAUGGCUUCGAGAGCUACCUUCACUACGCGUUCCCCGAAGACGAACUGCGCGCGCUGACCUGCGGCCCCCUCGUUCGCGAUGACAAAAACCCCGAGAAUAAUGAUGUGCUGGGGAACUAUUCCUUAACUCUGAUUGACAGUUUGUCGACUCUGGCAAUCAUCUCCUCGAGCCCGGACAGUGGCGAGCGUGCACUGGCGCAUUUCCAGAAUGGAAUUGAGGAUUUCGUGAGGCUCUAUGGAGAUGGAUCGGAGGGCCCUGCUGGUCAGGGUGAGAGGUCCAGAGGUUUCGACCUGGAUAGCAAGGUCCAGCUCUUUGAGACUGUAAUCCGGGGACUCGGUGGACUGCUCAGCGCUCAUCUUUUCGCUGUCGGCGAGCUCCCCAUUGCUGGUUAUGAGCCUCCAGAGCCCGAAGCUGCCUAUGCGAGCGCUUGGGAUAAAACGGAUUUUGAAAAGGGAGAACAUGGAAUUCCCUGGAGCAGCGGGUUUGUCUACGAUGGCCAGCUGCUUCGACUAGCCGUUGAUCUAGCCCAUCGCUUGCUUCCUGCUUUCUACACAGAAACUGGUCUCCCAUAUCCGCGCGUCAAUCUACGUCACGGUAUACCAUUCUACGAGAAUGCGCCCUUGAAUCCAAAUUCUGGAAAGAGGGAAGACAAGCACAACGCCAAAUCCUCAUCAGAAACCGACCCUGCCGAGACUUGCAGCGCUGGUGCAGGUAGUCUGGUACUUGAGCUCACAGUCCUUAGUCGGCUCACCGGCGAUGGACGCUAUGAGGACCUGGGCAAGAGAGCAUUCUGGGCAGUGUGGAAUCGCCGAAGUGAUAUUGGAUUACUUGGAUUCGGUAUAAAUGUGGAGUCCGGGAACUGGGUAGGGCCAUGGACCGGAAUCGGUGCGGGUAUUGACAGCUUUUACGAAUAUGCUGUUAAAGUCCCCAUUCUUUUGUCUGCGGGACAGCCCGUGCCGUUUGAUCUCAAUAGUCCCUGGGCGGCAAUGGACUCGUACUAUGCAAAGUCCCCUCUGACACCUUACCAACACACCUCAGAGGCCUUCCGCGAGGCCUGGGAAGAAUCACACGCAGCGAUAAACCGGCACCUUCUUCGUGGCGAAGGAUAUCAGCAUCCUCAUCUCAUUGUUGGCGAUGUUAUGACCGGUGCCACGCGAGCUUUCUGGAUCGAUAGCUUAAGUACGUUCUACCCGGGCGUUCUUACUUUGGACGGAAAGGUGGAGGAGGCGAUCCAAAUUCAUCUGUUGCCAACCGCCAUUUGGACUCGCUAUGCGGGUAUUCCUGAGCGCUGGAACGUGGCUACGGGUGACAUCGACAAUGGUAUGCCUUGGUACGGAGGCCGGCCGGAGUUUAUCGAAUCCAAUUACUACAUCUAUCGAGCGACCCAGGACCCCUGGUAUCUGCAUGUUGGAGAGAUGGUCCUCAGCGAUCUCAAGCGACGAUGCUGGACUAAGUGCGGCUGGGCUGGCAUCCGAAAUGUUCUCACUGGGGAGCUGAUCGACCGGAUGGAGAGCUUCUUCACAGGGGAGACUGCUAAAUAUUUAUACCUCCUGUUCGACCGGGAACACCCGCUCAACAAGAUUGAUGCGCCCUGGGUUUUCAAUACGGAGGGGCAUCCUUUGAUUAUUCCAACCAAAAAGGCAUCACCGCCCCGUCGGCAGCGAUCGCCAUCUCAGGACCAGCCAAUUCCACCGGGAGUGUGUCAAAUCACACCCGCGCUGGUCUUUGGUGUAUCUUCGACUGCAUCUCGCUCAGAUAUCUUCCAUGCUGCGACACUGGCACGCUUAGAACUGAUGCCCGAUCGCACAGCAGCUAAGAGCCCUGUUCUGCAAGGCUCUUCCGAACACCAAAGUGUCUAUGUGACUGAUCUUACGUCUCCGACGAACUACACUUUCUAUCCAUGGACGCUUCCUCCCCAACUGGUUCCUCACAAUGCUACCAGUGCUCCUAUGGCCGUUCGACCCACGCUCGAUAUUUCAUUCCCCUCGCUUCCGGGCGGUGUCAACCUUGGUCCCGGGGCGUUGGAGCGAGUUCGAGAUGGGGUUCUUGUGAAGACCAUUGGAGGACUUCGCCUCAGUAUGGUACAGGAUGUACGGCUGGAGGAUCCGACUCCCACGACAGGGGGUGAAGACGGGUAUCGGGUGCAAGUCAUCAAUAAUGUGCCGUUGGGCAAAGAUGAGAAGGUAUAUCUCUCUCGGCAGAUCACCUUUGAUGUCGUCGAUCCGUAUGAUCCGAACUUUACACGUGUUCGCGACAAUACCAUGCUUGACCUCGUCAUUGACGUACUCCCAGAGCCCUCUCGCCGACGCAAUGCUUCGGCUCCUCCGCGAGAUGAACAGUCUCAAGCAGACCAUCCGCAGCUGGCAGACUCCAACAAACUUGCCUCCCGAGUCGACGCCGCCAUCGAAUCGCCUGACUCAACUGUAAGGGCCAUCUUGUCAUCACUGGUCAACUCAGUAUCGUCUCUCCUGCGGGACGAGCCAGCAGACCCCGCUCCGUUGCGUCUGAGUCUCCCGGCUGCCAUUUCCACGGGCGUUGGAUCUGCCAUGCUACCUGACAUUGAAGAUGCCGUCACAAUGUCUCUAUUUGGAAGCCAAUCGACCAAGGCUUUGACUUGGUCGAAUAUAUACUUUGCCGGCGACCUUUGCAACGAGCGCAUUCCACGCGAAGUCGCCCAGCACCAUGAAGUUCUUGUGAUCAAGAGGGGCGGCUGCACAUUUUCCGAGAAGCUUCGCAACAUUCCCGCAUACCGGCCUAUACGAAACGCGCUGAAGCUAAUCGUUGUCGUCUCGUACGAUGACGUGCCUGAUUAUCAACAAACUAGCGGCACGAGGCCUUCACUCGCCGCUGCCCGCGCCGAGCCCAUCCUGAUUCGCCCCCACCUUGAGGAGGCGCAAAUGACACCCAGCGGCAUUCCACGUAACUAUCUCAUCAGUAUGGUGAUGGUGGGCGGUGGAGACGAGACAUAUCAGCUCCUGCAACAUGCAGGCGGCAUUGGUGUCAAGAGACGAUAUACGAUGCGCUCGCGCGGCGUUCCUAUCACAAAUUUACAUAUUGUUUGA